Molecule: messenger RNA, 1149 nt
Organism: Camellia sinensis
Lineage: Eukaryota; Viridiplantae; Streptophyta; Magnoliopsida; Ericales; Theaceae
Source: RefSeq, a predicted model, not a curated record
UGUCGUAAAAUAUCUUUCUCCUCUAGAAACUCAUUGGUGUUACAUCAUGGAAAAAGAAGGGAAGCUAAAACAAGAGGCAUCUACAUGCUUGGUUCAUUUUUUUUCAUUUAUUUGUGAUCUCACUAAACUUUGUCUCCCUACAAAUUGUGGAACAACAUUAGGAAACAUGUCAUGGUGUUCUCUGAUGGUCAACCUCAGGGGAGAAGAGGAGGGCAUUAGAUGGUCAACUUCCAAGAGGAGGAGCAUGAAUCGAACCCUUUCAAGAUACAAUAAAUGUCUAGAUUCUUCAGAGACUGCUUUAGUGGAACAUGAAGAAGAGGAACAUGAAGAAGAGCCUGUUUCUAUCAUACAUAUUCAUUAGUCUACUUUUUGAUCAAAUUAAUGCUUUAUUGAAACAAGAAUUUGAAGAGGUGGACAUUCUGAAAGAUGAAAUCGCUAACCUCAAAGUGAAACAGAUGCAGCUUUUGGGUAAGGACCUUAUUGGCUUGAGCUUAAAAGAACUGCAUCACCUAGAAGAGCAACUAAAUGAAGGAUUAUUAUCUGUGAAAGAGAAGAAGGAACAAUUACUGAUGGAACAACUAGAGCAAUCGAGAGUUCAGGAACAGCGGGCUAUGCUGGAGAACGAGACUUUACGCAGACAGGUUCAGGAGCUUCGAAAUUUCCUUCCAUUGUGUGAACAUUCAGGGAUGCCUUAUCAAGAAUACUUUCCUGCAGAAAGGAAUAAUUCCCUUUUGAAUCAUGGUGCUGCGAGUCCAGAUACUGUCCAUAAUUGUGCAGUUGAUCUGCAAUUGGGGCUUUCAUCUGAGGUUUCUUGCAAAAGGAAGGCACCAGAGAAAGAAAAUCGUUCCAGCAACUCUGGGAGUCAAAUGUCUCUACUUUGAUCCUUUUCUUUACCUUGUCUCUCUGUCUCUCUCCUUAUGUUAGCAAAAUAGGAAUAGCUGCAUAGCAACAAAUGUCAAAUAGCUCUUUCUAGUUUAGCACAGCUUUUGUACAAGAAUCAUUUUGGACUACAAACUUAUCUGACUUUAGGUGACUCCAUUGGCACCAGAGAUCAAGAAUUUGAGAUAGAGAGAGAGAUUGUAUGGUGGGCUGUUGUUAAGCCCAUGUUAUUUACAAUGCCAAUAUAAAUGCUUCUUUUCUUGGAGACCA